Molecule: messenger RNA, 747 nt
Organism: Papaver somniferum (opium poppy)
Lineage: Eukaryota; Viridiplantae; Streptophyta; Magnoliopsida; Ranunculales; Papaveraceae
Exons: 1
Coding region: 1-747 (248 amino acids)
Molecular function (GO): RNA-DNA hybrid ribonuclease activity; nucleic acid binding
Source: RefSeq, a predicted model, not a curated record
AUGGUGAAAAGAGGAUAUGAAUUAGCUUCCAGAUGUUGUGUAUGUGAGGAAAGCCAAGACAGUAUGAAUCAUUUGUUAUGGCACUGUUAUUUUAGUGUAGAAAUUUGGAUCUGGCUCGUAAAUAUCUUUGAAGUUGGUCUUCCUCAUUCUUUUGAUAAUAUCUGGAACUAUUCAAAUAAUAAAAGUCCUCUCAUGAAAGAAGUUUGGAUUACUGCUGCUUGCUCUGUUAUCAAGGAACUAUGGUUUCAAAAGAAUAAAAAAUAUUUUGAGGAGGUCAAGCCAAAUAUUCAGCAUUUCAAGCAAAACAUAAUAAAAAUGGUAUCUGAAGGAGGACUUAGAAUGAAGGGCACUAAAUGGAAUCAUAAUUAUGAUCUUCAAAUAAUUGAUUUCUUCAAUUUGGGUUGCAGACAAAACAAAUUUCAGUGCAUUAAAAGUUUCUACUGGAUUCCUCCACAAAUAGGUUUUACUCUCUUCUAUUGUGAUGGAGCAUCAGUGGGUAAUCCACGAGCAGCAGGAUUUGGUAUUGUUGUAAGGAAUCAUCUGUGUCAGGUGGUUGGGGGUAUGGCUGCAGGUAUUGGUAUUGCUACCAAUUAUAUUGCAGAAACUUAUGUUGUGGUAUGUGCAGCUGAAUUGACUGUUGAAUGGGGUAAAAAGCAUAUAAUUAUAAGUUCAGAUUCUAAAACUGUCAUAUCAGAAUUUGCCAGAAAUCAACUGCCUUGGUUCACUAGAAUGAGAUGGUUGAAAUAA